Messenger RNA from Suillus subaureus, 720 nucleotides. RefSeq lists its product as uncharacterized. The transcript is spliced from 2 exons. Bases 202 to 609 code for a protein of 135 amino acids. The record is from RefSeq and is a predicted model, not a curated record. Lineage: Eukaryota; Fungi; Basidiomycota; Agaricomycetes; Boletales; Suillaceae.
UGGCAUGCAUGGCGGAAGUUGAUAUCCUUGCAUAUUAUUGACAUCCGAGGUACCUUGACAGGUCACGCCACACACCUGCAGCUGCCCAGCCCGGCGUCUGCAGCAGACCUGCGUGGAAAUUUCAAAUUCAGCAUACCUGACUUCUAGCCACUUAUUAGCAAGCACCUUACUUCCAUCUCGGUUUAUAGACUGGAACCGACCAUGUCCCACAAACUGCCAGAGCAGUCGGGUGAACUCAAUCCUGAAGUGCCUCCUCCAGCAUAUUCUACCCAUCCAGAUAACUCGGGACCUUCAGGGCAAGUGCAACGACCAGGUUCUCCUCAAGAACGGAUACCCGGAGCUUACCCCCACCGCAUCUCAUCAUUUUUCGGCGCAAAUACUACACCCUCGUUUACACUACCACCACCACCACAUUUUGGGCCCACUCCUCUGUUACACUCUGACCCUACCCUAGGGCUGCUGCCAUAUUAUGACCCGCGCUCUCCGUACGCCAUUGCAGAAGCGGCGUCGCGCGCACGAUGGCGUUUUAUUUGUGCUUCUAUGUGGGCGAUCGGUAUUGUCAUGUGGUUAGCUGCAGCUGGUGCAUACAGAGGACUGCGAGAUAUAUAGCCGCCUACUGCGAGCUACUGUAUUUUUCCAUAUGAACAAUAUGUACGAAGCUUAUCUUGGGCAACAUGCAUAUGUUUUUUCAUGUACGACUUGCGGUUCUGUCUAUGUUUU